CCAUAUAUUGACAUAGAGAAUAUCAUAUUUGAAUUCACUCUACUCUAUGUAGAGAUAUUAUCUCUCAAUCUUCACUAAAGUCACUUCAUUUGCUUGAUAUUACAACCUCCAAAAUAAUUAUGUUAUGAACUUUUAGGUCUAUAUUAUUCUUCAUCCCUAUUAAAUUCAGAUUCUUGACAACCUACGUCUUACCUUUUUAUCUAAUAGCUCGUUACAAGUAUGAGACGAGUGUAAGAAUUCCAUUAUUUUUUAAGGAAAAAAAACCAUUUCAGAUUAAAGAGGGAAAAAAUUGUUCAUGGGCACAAGGUAGAAAAAGGAAAAGCAUUGAAAACACAUAGAAGAUGGAAAAUUCAGAUUAUAGAUCAAGAUAAAAAGAUUAAAAAAAAACAAAAUGAUAAAAAAAGGAGUGAUGGAACAGUACCAGUAGUGUCCAGUGCCCACCAGCUUUUGCUAUAUGUCCACUUUGAUCUUAAAGGAGAGCCAAAGCAAGAGAAUCAUAAUAAGUAAAGAAUACUAAAUAUUGAAACUUAAUAUUAGAAAAGGGCAGUACUCUGUGCAAUGUAUUUAUUUAGCAUGAAAGAGACAUAUUGUAAUAGAGAAAAUAUAGAUAGAUAUUUGAUUCAUACAAGAUACAAAAGUAAUAUAUUAGCCUACUAUAUUUGUGAGACACUAGGGGUUGGUCCAGUAAUAUAUUACUAGUUUUUUACUGGGUCAUUUGGAUGAGAAAUUCUAACUAAUAAAUUUGAUCUAGUUGUUUCGUUUUGAGACAGAUGAGCAGAAUUGACCCGUUUGGCAGCACAAAAUUAGGUUAGAACAAAUUGUCAUGGAGAAUUUUAAAUGGACUCGUUUUGAGCCAAUUACCAUUAUCUGAAGUGUGACAUGUAAUUCGAAUUUACUUAUUUUAAGUGACUCACUUUAUAAAAUUAUAUUAGAUCAUUGAACAAAUUUCUUAUUUUCCAAUUUGUGAAAAUUUCAUAUUUUAGUAGGAGUGGACUUCCCCUAACCUCAACCCCUUCAAUGAUAUGUAUUACUUUUCAUACGAAACAUAUAUUAAUGGCAUUGGAGAAUGUAUUUACAUCUAAAGUUUCUGAAGCUAUACAACUUAAUCUUAAGUUACCUUAGAUUUAAAUUUAGUGAUUUCCUAUCAAAUUUCAAAAAGCACUUGAGCUCUCCUACGUUUUAAGGCAUUUUAUCUUAUGUGGUCAGGGUUUUUUCAGCUAGUCAUAAGCCAUAAUGUCCUUUCAACCAGUUAAUGGUGGCUCAACUUAAAUCUUAUGCUUGUUCCAAUAACAAAAUGAUCACAAACAUUUAAAAUAUAACAAAAACGCCAUAUACAUGUAUUACAAUACAAUAAAACAACGAUAUAAUAAUGUCUUCUCUUUCAUAUUUUCAUCCAAAAUGUUUAGUUGGCUUGCUCUCAUAAGAGGUAGGUUUUAGAUUUGGUUAGGUGUCUGUUAUUUUCUUUUAUCUAGCUGAAAAUUCUGAAUAAAAAUAUAGAUGAAAAGAGACGAAAUGAUUGUUUUGUAUAUAUCCUAUACAAUUGAUAAAUUAGAUUUCAAUUACUUGUUAUUGACCCAAACCUACAUGAUCAUUUUUAUCACUUGCUCACAAUACUACUUACAAAUUAAGACACAAACUCGUGUAAUUCUCACCAUAAAGAGCCAAUAAUUACAACGAAGAUUAAAAGCCUAUCUUACUUUCAACGACAAAUCUCUCGUCAUGAAAAGGUUGGUUGGAUUGCGAGAUCAAAAGCACGAGCUUCGCUUCCUGAUGAUUGGAUUAAUAUUCUUGAUCUCAUUUCUUAUAUUCUCUAAGAAUGUAACCAAGUUUGCGCUUCUUUCGUUCGUUGGAGUAAAAGUUGUUAAUCAUUGUAAAAAAAAAGGCUGGUUAUUACUUAUUAUUAUAACCAUACUGCGGGACAAGGGCAGAGGCUCCUUCCCCAACCCCACACACCCAAGCUAGCCUAACCUCCCCCUUUUAAAAAAAUUUCUUUUCUCCAGAUUGAUGAUAUUUUUUUCUCUUUCAGCAAAGAGAGAAGAAAAAGGGAAAGUGAGAAAGGUGGGUUAAUAAAGAAAAGGCCAUACAAAUAUCAUCAAACUUUGUUAACCUCUUGUGAGAAAAGGGAAGACCAUCUUUCCUCCUCUCUCUCUCUCUCAAAAGAAACACACAAAAGCUAACCCUGGCCUGGGAGGAGAGGAGGAGGGUGUAGGUAAGUAACUUCAUCAUCAUCAUCAGGAAAGGUGAAGAAAGGAAAGUAGCCAAGAAAGUGAAAAAAAAGGAAGAGAUAUUAGAUCCUCUUCAUGGAGCUAGAGAGAGAGCUUUGAAUGCUUGCUUCUCUUUUUUUCCAUCAUAGUCUUGAUCUUGAACAAGAUCAGCCUGACCUUAUAUAGCAGCUGGUUUUUCUUUGUUUAUGUUAUGAUCAGCUUCCAAUUGGAGUUCCAGCUAGCUAUCAGCUGAUCAUCAUGAUCCCAUCAUUCAUUAGCUAGUUUGAUUGUUAGCUUCAUGACAUAUGAUCCAUGGUAGGAAACCCUAGCAGCAGCUGGUGGAUGUUGAGCAACAUUAUGCAGCAGCAGACUUCUGAUUCUCCUAAUAGCUAUUUGCUACCCAAUUCAGCUUCUACUAAUACUGCUGCUUCUAGUUACCCUAAUUUGAUGUUGAAUUGCUUUCCUCACCAUGAUGAUGAGCAACAACAACACCAGCUUAUGAGUAGUAGUAGCAGUAUUAAUGGUCAUCACUCAUCAUGGAGCCACCUCCUUCUUAGAGGUGGUUUGUCAACAGAAGAAGAAGAAGAGGAAGCCACAAAGAGGAGGAGAAUUGGCAGCCAUGAUCAGGCCAAAGAAGAAGAAGAAGGAAAAGAUGAAGAUGAUCAGCUUCAAUACCAGGAGUUGUGCUUGAGCAACAACUCCUAUUACCCAUCCCUUCUUCACCCACCACUUUCUGGUUUACCAAAUAUUAAGCCAGAAGUGAUACUGCUAAAUCCCCAGGCUCAUCAGGAAACCAACAACUUGUUAUUAAUGUAUGCCAAUAACCACCACCAGUUUUAUAAUAAUGACAUCCCUUUUCCACCACCACCACCUUCUUCUUCACCAUUUAGGGCUUCUUCUUCUUCCUGUUGUGAUGUAAGCACUACUACUACAACUACAGCCAAAUCCAUGCUGGACUUCUCUUCUUAUCGCAAUACGAUUGAUCAUCCACAUCCUGAUCACUCAAUAUCGUCUGAGUGUGGCAGAACAGCCAAAACAGGUGGGGUGGUGUGUGAUUAUAAUAAGAAGGCUAGGGUUCCUCCUCCUCUUCCUCAUCAUCAACAGCAGCAGCAGGCAUCUAGAAGAUCAAGCCAACCUUUUCUAAAGGUGAGGAAGGAGAAGUUGGGAGAUAGAAUCACAGCCCUCCAUCAGUUAGUUUCCCCUUUUGGAAAGACUGACACAGCUUCUGUGUUGCUGGAAGCUAUUGGGUAUAUCAGAUUCCUCCAGACUCAAGUUGAGGCUCUCAGCUCUCCUUACUUGGGGACUAAUAAUGCUGCUGCUUCACUUUCACAUUCAAACAAUAUCACAGGCCAACAUGCUGCUGAAGUGAAGCCAAGAGACUUGAGGAGCAGAGGGCUAUGUUUGGUUCCGGUGACAUGCACGCAACUCGUCGGAGGAAGCGAGGUCGUCGGAGCAGAUUAUUGGGCUCCGGCCAUCGGAGGAGGCCCAUUCUGAUGAUUGGUGUCCAAAUUAAACCUCAUUCUAAUUAAUCUGCAGUGUCUGUCUAAGCAAGAUAUAAUUAAUAAGCCUACCUACUAUAUGUACGUAUAUGUAUGGUAAUUUAGCAUAUCAAAGAUGAUGAUUUAAUUAGUUAGUUGUACUGAUUAAUUCAUUGUUGGCUUAGCUAGCUCCAUGGGAAUAACGAUAAUGAUGAUGAGAUCCCGAGCAGUCAGUCGUCCAUGGCUGUGACCACUGCUGGCUAGCUAGCUCUUGAUGCAUUUUAUUAUAUAUAUACAUAAUAUAAUUAAUGAAGUAACUAAUUAAGU
Molecule: messenger RNA, 4009 nt
Organism: Linum trigynum
Lineage: Eukaryota; Viridiplantae; Streptophyta; Magnoliopsida; Malpighiales; Linaceae
Source: the annotation of a GenBank genome assembly